AUGCCCAACAUGCCCAAGUCAUCUUCUCGCUCGCCGCGCAACUUCUUCACCGACCUGGUGAGGUCCGCCACAAGCAUCGUGCGACCCGCCUCUACGCCUCCGGCCUCUGCCUUCUCGCGCUCGCACGCGCCGCUGCCGACCGGCUCGAACGCCCACCCACCCACCACUCUGGACCCAUCCCUUGACCUUCGCCGGAUCGCCUUCCAUGAGGAGCCUUACACUCUGAGUCCGCUGGAGGGGCCGUAUGGAUACUUUCCCAUGCGGCUCGGUCAGAAGCUGCGCCGGGGCACAUGCGAGAUCGUACGCAAACUCGGAUACGGCACCAACUCAAGCGUGUGGCUCGCUAAAGAAACUACGCCUGACGGGCAUCGUUAUAUCGUGCUUAAAAUCAUGUCGGUAUACGCCACAGAGGUCGAAAUCCGCAGGCUCUGUUACGAGGGUGCAGUCGCCCAUGACAUGACCGCACUUGGGAAGCCUGACCAGGCGCAUCCCGGGUAUCGUCACUGCGCAAUCAUCGGAAGGACCUUUUUUGAACACAGCGCACAUGGUGAACAUCUUUGCUCGCUUUUAUUUCCUUACGGCACAUCACUGGAUGAUCUUCUCGAGACCUCUCCGACUGGUCGUCUUCCGCUUUCUGCAGUGAAGACGAUUACGAGGCAAGUACUUCUGGGCCUUAGCUUUUUGGAAGACAAGUUUCAGAGGGUGCAUACAGAUGUAAAGUCAGCGAACAUUCUCCACCACCCGCGUGCCAGUACCGAGCAGAUUGACCGCUUCCUUGCGGACAACCCGCCGCAGAUGUAUGAGGACACGCCCCCGGUCAAUCCGCGCAUAUCACCAGAGCCCAUUCCGGCCCUGCGGUCGCAACCGCUCCCCAACUUUGGGCUGGACCCGUCGUAUGCGAACAUCAGUAUCAAGCUCAUCGACUAUGACAGUGCCAUACGCGCGAAGGAUAUCCGCGCGGACACACCUAUAUGUACGCCGACUGAGCUCCGCGCUCCAGAGAUGCUACUCGGACAUGCGUGGUCGUAUCCCGUCGAAGUUUGGGCAGUCGGCUGCCUGAUAUUUUAUCUGCUCACGCACGAAACGGUCUUUCCCACUGACACCGAGGAUCUUCUGCCGUUUAUCUAUGAUUACCUUGGGCCGUUCCCUGAGGAUUUUGUGCGGCGCUGCACGAAGGGUCGGAAAUGCAUUGAUCGCAAUGGGAUUCCACUCGGCGCCAAGGGCAAAGACGGCGGUCAAGGCUCCCUCGAGAGCAGAUUCGCGACGUUGUGCGAUGGCCUGAGUGCGCAGGACAUCGGCGAUACCUGCCGUUUCUUGCGCAAGUGCUUGGCGAUUGACCCAUUGGCUAGGCCGACGGUCUCUCAGUUAUUGCAGGAUGCGUGGCUGAAGAUUUGAUGGCGUUCCCGUAGCUGUAUCUGUCGAGGGUAACGGGGCGUUGCGGCUGGGCCGAACGCCACGUUGAACGGGAGCGUUGCGACAUUGGGGAACAUGGCCUGUUAUGGCAAGUCAUAUGUUUGUUUAUUUCUACCUCCUCCCUCGCCGCCUCGCGCGAGUCACUCCGGGCGAGGCCAACCACUCGCUUGUUUGUUCCUAUUUACACGCAAACUUCGGGCUCGUCGUGCGCCCGCGCCAGCCUUUUCACCUCACACGUUCAGCCCCGAAUCCGUGUGAGGUGAGCCAUUCUAUCAUUUAUCCUGUCUGUAUUACAUUACUCUCUGGUCGCGCAGAUAUGACAGACAGCGCGACCAGGUCAGCUCUAUAUUCAUACGUUC
Molecule: messenger RNA, 1772 nt
Organism: Trametes versicolor FP-101664 SS1
Lineage: Eukaryota; Fungi; Basidiomycota; Agaricomycetes; Polyporales; Polyporaceae
Product: kinase-like protein
Exons: 6
Coding region: 1-1395 (464 amino acids)
Biological process (GO): protein phosphorylation
Molecular function (GO): protein kinase activity; ATP binding
Source: RefSeq, a predicted model, not a curated record